This is a messenger RNA of Monomorium pharaonis (pharaoh ant), 3191 nucleotides long. RefSeq names its product molybdopterin synthase catalytic subunit (gene Mocs2B). Bases 1405 to 3027 code for a protein of 540 amino acids. Gene Ontology annotation, biological process: Mo-molybdopterin cofactor biosynthetic process. NCBI's taxonomy places the organism in Eukaryota, Metazoa, Arthropoda, Insecta, Hymenoptera, Formicidae. The transcript has 11 exons. Gene Ontology annotation, molecular function: molybdopterin synthase activity. Gene Ontology annotation, cellular component: cytosol. The record is from RefSeq and is a predicted model, not a curated record.
UCAUUUGCACACGGAAAGAUGCGCACUGAUCAUUUGCACACAGAAAGACGAGAGAUCCGGAUUCGAACCCCGGCUGAGGUAUUAUUUUUCGCAAUAAAUUAAUGUACAGUUUUUUGGGGAAGGUAGGAAGAAAGGAAGAAAGGAUUGUAAAAUGCGCUUGAGCAUCGAAAUUUAGCUUAGUUACUGUGUCUUAAGUCUGACGAAUCCUGUCGGCGCAGUUUAAAAUAAAGCUAAGAAAAUUAAAUUUAAUUUAAAAAAAUUAUAUCCAUUACUAAGAUCCGAUGUAGACCGUUAGGCGAUUUACAACUCAUUGAAAAGGAAGAUAGUUAUGUGCCUUUGUUGCAGAUCUGAGCGCGACUUUCGAUAAGAUAAACAAGUCAAAUUGAAGAAGAUAAUACAAGAAUACGGUAUAACACACAAUCAAGGACAGAAUUAUUUUACAGGGAAACGAAAAAUGUAGUUAGAAUACAUAAAAAGAAGGAUUUUAGAUGAUGAAAAUAGACAUCUUUGUGCCUACUGAGUUCGACGUUAUUUAUGUUAUACAUGGCGAACUUAGAAGAAUAUAUAAAAGGAGGACAAGCAGAGGAAUCAUGAUAAAUAUGGAGAAAAUUUGAUCACUAGCUUAUGCGGAUGAUGAAGUAUUAAUAGCGAAAGGCCCUAAGGAAUUGAAAGAAAUUAUAAAUAGAUUUUUUAAAUAAAAUUUUGAGAAAAAAAGAGCUAAAUUUAAAUAUAAAAAAAUCGAAAGUUUUAGUGUUUACAAAAGGUAAUGAAAAGAAGAAUAAAAAAAAUUGUAAGUGGUGAAAUAAAUGAAUCAAAGAAGUUAAAGGACUGAAAUAUUUAGGGUAUUAUUUUCAAAAAAACGGAGAGACACACAUAAGAAAGGCAGUUAAAAAAUAAAGGAUUCAAUGGAAUAGGCAUGGGGAAUAGGACAAUAAAAAUUUAAAAACUAUUUUGAAAGAAGACUAAGAAUGUUUCACAGUUUAAUAAAAAAUAUUUUACUGUAUGCAGCUAAAAUUUGGGCUGAAAAGAAAUAAAAGUUGAGAGAAUUCAAAAGAAGUAUAUCAGAUCAACUUUAGGUUUAGAUUUUAACACUCCGGAAUAUAGUACUAAAGAAAACAAAGACAAAUAAAGUAAGGAUAGAAGCUGGAAAAGAGUAGUGAAAUAUGAAGAAAAGAAAAAAAGAAUGAAGAAGAAUAAGAUAAUUCUGGAAUGUUGAAGAGAAAUUGAAGGAAAGAAGGAAGAAAAAGGAUUGAGAAAGAAAAAAGGAGGAAAGAAACGAAAAAAGUUUUUUACGUUUUUAGAAAGAAGGAAUGGAGAGAGGGGGGGGAGUGUUUAAGAGAGAAGAAUUAAAGAGAACUGUCAGGCCUUUGGCCCGUGCACUUGCUUAGCCAGCAGUUGCUGGCUAUGUGCAUUCCACCGGAAAUCAGAAGAUUUUGGGUGGCAAUCGGGUGGCAAUCGAAUACAUUGCCCGGUGCGACGUUCAGUGUGAAGGCCGGACGGUGUCCUCGCGCGAGGUGUCACUCGACACCCUUGUCACUCGCGCUAUUCUCGGAUAAUAUGGAGGUAUCAAAGAAUUUUGUCAAGUUGCAACAAGAAGAACUAAAUGUUUCAGAAAUUAUGAGAUUAGUGACAUUUCCCAACUGUGGAGCAAUAUCUAGUUUUAUUGGAAUUACUCGAGAUAAUUUUGAAGAUAAAAAGAUUGAUGAGAAAUUUGAUAGAUUGUAUAAGGUAGCUUCUAAUAACUUUUUAACAAGAUUUACUACAUAUUAUGUACCUAGAAUUCUUGCAUAUUGCGGCAGAAUAAGACAAGAUUUAUAUAGAAUCUUAAAUAUUAUUGAAAAGGAAAAUAUUUGUGCCAUACUACUUUUAGCGCAUUUACUCUCUGUAUGUAAUGCUGCAAGAAAAGGAAAAGGAAAAAGGAAAGAUGUAAGUUCAUCAAAAAAAGUAAAUGUGAGGGAGAAUUAUGCUGAUGUCUAUUCUACUAAGUUUUCGAAUUCUUCUGUAAUACAAAUUUGGUCUGUAAUCAAACUAGAAUAUGAAGCUUAUGAAUCAAUGGCUUUAAAAGAAAUGAGUAAUAUCUGUGACAAAAUCCGUUUACAAUGGAACGUAGAAGGCAUUGCUAUAUAUCAUCGUAUUGGAAAUGUACCGAUAUCCAAAGCAAGUGUUGUAAUUGCGGUUUCUUCUCCCCAUAGAGAGGAAUCAUUAAAGGCAGUAGAAUACGCUAUUAACACAUUAAAAGCAUCGGUUCCCAUUUGGAAGAAAGAAAUAUACGAAAUAGGAGAAUCACAAUGGAAACAAAACAAAGAAUGUAAAUGGACAAAUACUUUGAAGAAAGAAGAUGUUCAAACAGCUAUAAAUGAAAUUGUAUCAAAUAAAGAUGUUAUUGAUGCAAAUCUUAUACAAGUUCGAGCGAAUUCGGAAGAAUUAAAUCGUAGAAUAGAAUCAUUCAUCAAAAGAAAACGUCAGCAAGUAAAUACUAUGAAUGUACAAGAAUUUUGCCGCUACAGCGAAAAAAGUAAUGAUAACGAAAAUUCUUGUGCAAGAGUAGAUGCCAUCCUUAUUCGACGCAAGGAUUCCAAAAGCCAUGUAAAAGAUGCGUCAUUGAAACCACUGCGCAUGUGUGAAAAAAGGCAGCCCGCCUGGUAUCGCUGCGUCCUCGCAGAAGGAAGCCAUCGCAUCCCACAGAGAGGUCGUCCCCUAUGGUGUUGGUCAGGACACAGCGCUGAUUCGGCCAAGCGGGACCUCGAGAGUGUACUGUGCCGUGUCCCGAGUCGCUCCGCAGUGAUGGCACCGUUCGUCGACCUUCUUCCCUAUCCGGUGCAGGUACUCACCGAAAGAGCCGUGUCCAGUGAGUACCUGUACCAACCUAAACGUGAGGGACCCAUGGACCCGACCCACUUAGUCCACGAGAACCGGGCGAAUCGCCCCGACGAUCCUCAGAUCUCCCCGCGGGCGAGCCAGUUGCUCGCCCCAGAGGUCCAUUACGAGCGACGGCUAAAAUCUUUUGAAGGUCACUCAGGAGGGUGACCUUGUCUACAUAUGUCAAGGUCAUCCAGUUCACAGAGUAUCAAAUAUGUGGGGACCUCAAACUAUCGAUCAAUCAAUUUUACGCAAGUCAGUUGCAUUGAAUACGAGUUUUAAUGCUUUAAGUUCUUCCGUUAUAUUGGAUGACAGAAUUUCUGCAACAGAAC